Pygocentrus nattereri (red-bellied piranha) is the source of this 1862-nucleotide messenger RNA. RefSeq names its product polymeric immunoglobulin receptor-like. Lineage: Eukaryota; Metazoa; Chordata; Actinopteri; Characiformes; Serrasalmidae. The record is from RefSeq and is a predicted model, not a curated record. The coding region runs from base 37 to 1167 and encodes 376 amino acids. The transcript has 7 exons.
CUGCACUAUUCAGGAGCUCCAAUAUCUGAACUCAGAAUGAAGACCCUCCUCAUCUUCACCCUCUUCCUGAUUUCAGUAGGUGGAGGAGAAUCAGAGAGAGUGAUGGGAUAUUCAGGAGGAGGAGUCCUCGUCAAGUGUACAUACAACACAGGAUACACAUCAAACCCAAAGUACCUCUGUACGGGUCCAUGGCCCUGCAUGACAAAGCCAAUUUGGACAGACGCUAAAAAUGAGUGGAUAAACAGUGGAAGAUUCUCACUGUUUGACAACACCAGAGCUUCACAGUUCUGGGUGAUGAUCAGGGAGCUCACUGUAGAGGAUUCUGGAAUGUACAAGUGUGGAGUUUGGAAAUCUGGCAUUGAUGUCUACACACCAGUGGAACUGAAGGUAGAGGAAGAUCUGUCCUAUGAGAAGAGCAUCAGUGUGACUGGCCAUGUAGGAGGAAAUGUGAACAUCAGCUGUAAAUACCCACAAUCCCACAGCAGUGACCCCAAGUUUCUCUGUAGGAGAGUGGGCAUUGUUAACUGUAGUUAUGAAACAUCUGUUAAUGAGAGCAGAAGAUGGAGAAAUGAGGGGAAACUGUAUCUACAUGAUGAUGGAAAGCAGAUCUUCACUGUGGUCAUCAACUGUCUGACUGAGGGAGACUCUGGUGAAUACUGGUGUGGAGCUGAAUCAGACUGGACAUCUGACCAUGGAUACAAGGCCUAUAUCACACAGAUCAACCUCAGAGUUACUGAACAAGAACCUCCAUCAACAAUAGCAUCAUCUUCUUCACCAUCAAGCACAAUCCCACAAAGCACAAAAACAACCGCAUCUCCAACAUCGAUAUCCACUGGCAACUCAUCAGUGGAGGCACAUUCAUCAGAAGCAUCAACAAUUUCCUCUGUGAUCACUGUUGUGUCUGUGAUUCUGGUGGUGUUUCUGAUUGGACUCAUGUUCUUCAUUCUCGCUGUACGAAAAAGACCACAAGAUCCAGCCUCAACCUUAACCCGACCCCUCGGAGGUACCUCAAACAACUACAUGGAUCCCGUUGCUGUCUAUUCUAAUAUGGAAGAGACAGGAAAUCUUCCUGACUCAGAGGCUAGAGUUUCCACAGUCUACUCUUCUCUCAGUUCACCUACAAACCCCUCCGAUUCUUCUCAACACAUAUAUGACAAUGACCUGUAACCCGUAAGCCCCUAUGGGUUUUCAGACCCUGUUUAUUCUCACACUCAGUAACCAUCUAGCUCUUUUGAUAAGGACGUCUACUCCACAUGUCCAGGAGUGAUUUAGUGCACAGGCUGAAAUCCAGGAGCCCUGAUUCAGCUAAUUCAGCUUUUAAUGAGAUUUAUAUUUUCACACAUCCAAACACAAACACUGACGAUUAUGGUUCUAUAUGUUAUUCAUAUCUGUGGCUGCUGAUUGGCCAGUUUUAUUCUGAAUAUCAGCUCUGAUGGGGAUCGGCGGCUCUAUCAGACGCAGAAGAAGCAGCUCAGAAGAGCAGAAGUUCAUGACUUCGAUUCUGUCCAACAUGUUGGUGGAAGUGACUAGAGUAGCAAGUUGUUAUUUUUACCAUUUUUCUACUAAUAAAACUGUAAAUGUUCCUGUUCAUACCCAGAUCUUUAACUCUGGAGCUGUGUGAAUAUAUGCACUCAUUGUUAUGGGAAAUAUGGUCAAUCUGAAAUUUGAUUUACAUUAAGUUGAUAUUGGACUCUGAAAAAUGAUUUAAUGUCCACAGGUGAGAUGUAACCUCUCUACUUUGUUUGGAUUGAUAAUAAGUGUAAAACUAUGUGUCUGUGUUUUAUAUUCUGUUCAAGACAUUCAAUUGUUUCUUAAAAUGUGACUUUUUUUAUUAGAUUAUCUAUAUUUAGCCUAUUGAGAGC